Molecule: messenger RNA, 1356 nt
Organism: Ilex paraguariensis (yerba mate)
Lineage: Eukaryota; Viridiplantae; Streptophyta; Magnoliopsida; Aquifoliales; Aquifoliaceae
Source: the annotation of a GenBank genome assembly
AUGGAAGCAACUCAACAAACAGAAAGAAAGAGUAUGAAUAAGAGUCUCGCCUUUGCAAGUGCCAGCCAUAAUGUGCGUGCUUCUCUAGCCGGCGUAACUGGCUUGAUAGCGAUAUGUCACAAUCAAGUCUCUCCCGGAUCCGAGUUGGAGACAAACUUAACACCAAUGGUAGCCUGCACAAAGGAUCUUCUGGGUAUACUGAAUUCUAUUCUUGAUACAAGCAAGAUUGAAGCUGGCAAGAUGCUACUUGAAGAAGAAGUAUUUGACUUGGCACUGCUACUUGAAGAUGUAGUUGAUUUAUAUCAUCCUCUUGGUAUGAAAAAGGGUGUAGAUGUGGUGUUGGACCCCUAUGAUGGCUCUAUUACAAAACUUUCUCAUGUUAAAGGCGAUCGGGGAAAACUGAAACAGAUAUUAUGUAACUUACUGAGCAAUGCUGUCAAAUUUACCCCUGAGGGACAUGUUUCUGUUCGAGCUUGGGCAAGGAAACCUAGGUUUGAAAAUUCGAUACUCGCUUCUAAUCAAAACAAUUCAAUAGGAUGCAUAUCAUGCUUCUGCUUUAAGAACGAUAAAUCAUACAAUGACUUGGAAGCCAUGAACAACACACUCCAACAAGAUCCCAAACACAUGGAAUUUGCAUUUGAGGUAAAUGACAAAGAAAAGGGAAUUCCUAAAGAGAAGCAAAAAUCCGUUUUUGAAAACUAUGUUCAGGUCAAAGAGACGGCUCCUGGACAAGCAGGCACUGGUUUAGGGCUUGGUAUUGUUCAAUCUCUGAUACGUUUAAUGGGUGGAGAGAUAGGAAUUCUGAACAAGGAAGUUGGAGAAAAGGGAACUUGCUUUAAGUUCAACACCUUCCUCACUGUAUGUGAGACCGACACAAGUGGUAAUGAAAGCGAAGAUGACAAUGAGUCUCAUGGUGGCUACAUAUCCAGUGACUCAUAUCAACAUUCAGGGCCAAAUAAACCAAGUGCUCAAAGCAUUAAUGCCCAGGGCCUUGAUAAGGACAAGCUACCUCCUACAGAUCUGAUCAUAUCUAAGCCAUUUCAUUGUUCUCGUUUGUAUCAAGUGAUCAAUCUUCUACCAGAGUUUGGGGGAAUAACGCCCGCGACGCCACCAAAAAUAGAAGGAGAAAACACAAACCAUUCUGGCAAAGUUCCCACAAAAUCCAGUACUUCAGCAAGUAAGACUCACCUGAUGCCGAGAUUAAGAUAUUCUCGGGCUCAAAACCUCCCAACACAUCAAGGGGAAAUAAAAGAACUUGGCGACCCAAGCACUAAUAAACCUGAUGUAGAUCGUAUUAGAGAAGAAUUAAGGAUGAGAAGGGAAGAAGAAAGGGAUGAGAAAAGAAUAAGAGAAUGA